ACUCCCUCCCAACCUUAACCAACCACUUCACCUGCCAGACGUCACUUCUCGACUCCUGCCUGGUUGUGCCUACCCGCCGACCCUCAAUCCAAGGCGGGCGCCAUCAGAGUCAACGGACCUAUAUCCUCACCCAUGGCGCCGACACGCAGACACCAUCCUGUCCCACUCCCCUAUCCUUCUGACCUGCAUCCGCCUUAAGACACCCUGUCACGAUCCUCCUACUCACCCCAACAUCACAAGUCACGCCCCAUACCUCAAAAUGAACACCUCAAAUAUCUCCGCCUUCUCUCCCUCAGCCCUGGCCGAGGAGCUCAAGGGCAUGCCCAAAGAGACGGAGCAAGACCGCAUUACGCGCAGCAGUGGACGCUUCGCCGAUAUCGAGCACGAUAUGCCUUCGCUGCCCCAUCGCUUCAAAUUCGACCUCAAGGACAAUCUCUCCUCCUGGCUCGGCUCCCGGAAUCCCCUCUUCCGUUAUGUUGACCCCAGCAGAGACCUCGUCUGGCUCUUUGACAACACCGCCUAUCAGGACAGGUCUGGCCGGUGGAAGGCCGAGUUUGUCGCUGCCUACUUUGUCAAGGACAGCGGCGAGGACCUGAGCGAUGUGGUAGCCUGGGUCGCCGACAAGGUUGGCCUGGCCCAGGAUGAUGAAGCCAAGCGCACUAUCGAGAACAGGAUCCAGCCCAUGCUGGACACCAUCGUCCCCGCACGCGCCUGCACCGUCGAUAUCGAGGGCUCCCAAUCGAGACUGGGGCCGAGCGGCCGCUCUGGCAUCAGUUCCGACAUUGUGGCUCUUCCAACCAAGGACCAUGCGGAUGGCCAAGUCAUCAAAACCAGGGUCAAAGAGAGCGUGGCAAAGCAGCCGUUGAAUGCGAACUUGAGGUUUGCGACCCCCACCGGCUGGGCUGUCAUCUCGGAUAUCGAUGAUACCAUCAAGAAGACCCUGACACCCGACCCCAUUGGCAUCCUCAGGACAACCUUUGCCGAAGAUCCAGAACCCAUUCGCGGCAUGCCAGAACUCUACAAGCACAUUUCACAAAAACUCGACAAUCCGCCAUUCUGGUAUCUCUCCGCUUCCCCUUACAACCUCUAUCCCUUCCUGCGCGAAUUCAGAGACCAGUACUAUCCUCCCGGCACCAUGAUCCUGCGCGACGCCUCCUGGAUGAACCUUGCAGGCUUCUUUGCGGACCUCACCCAAGGCACCCAAGCCUACAAGGUCGACCGCAUGGUCAAAAUCCACGGCUGGUUCCCCAAGCGCAAAUUCAUCUGCAUCGGCGAUAGCACGCAGUCAGACCCCGAAGCUUUCGGCGAAGCGUAUCGCAAGUUUCCCAAGUGGAUUGGCGCCAUCUUCAUCCGUAAGGUGACGGGCGUCGCAGAGAUGGACGAGGCGAGGAAGAAUGCACCAGAGAGGUUCACGCGGGCGUUCGAGGGUGUGCCGGAUGACGUUUGGUAUGUGUUUGAGGAUCCGAAUGAGUUGUAUGCGAAGGUGGAUGCGUUGACGGCGACGAGAUGAAUGUGGCUUUUGUUUCACUGUAGUGGGCAGCGUUGGCGUGAUACCUCCUUUCUUUUUUCGUGAUUGCAGUCAUUCAGUUCUUUCGACAGUUGCCUUAGGUCCUUGCUCUACUCGUUACAUGUAUAACUAUCGCAUACCCAUUCUCUUGUUUCCUGUCACUCUGUUCUCGUUCGUUGGCGGUUAUGCUGCUUUACCAGGCAUUAAUAAGAGAAUCGCAUUUUCCGUGUACACUUUCUCGACCCUGUCGUCCUUGUAUACAGCUCGUUCAACUCAGAUGAGUAGGGGUUCAAUCGUCGGAGCCGGACG
This is a messenger RNA of Westerdykella ornata, 1816 nucleotides long. Its product is annotated as actin filament organization protein-like protein App1-like protein. The coding region runs from base 260 to 1510 and encodes 416 amino acids. The transcript has 2 exons. Gene Ontology annotation, cellular component: actin cortical patch. Gene Ontology annotation, molecular function: phosphatidate phosphatase activity. The record is from RefSeq and is a predicted model, not a curated record. Lineage: Eukaryota; Fungi; Ascomycota; Dothideomycetes; Pleosporales; Sporormiaceae.